AGUGGGGCAUCGCAUUCCUCUAUAAAGCAAAAGAGAAAAGGUUCAAAGAAAUAAUCAAACAACUCCAAUAUCACAAGCUCAACCUAUCAACCAAUUCUUCCAGUUCAAUCCAUGACCCACAUCACAAAUCCCCAAAUCCUUUCUUUGUUUUGCUGAUGAAGAAGCCACCCUCAAUGCUUGCUUAAUUUGUAAUCUGUAAACUCGUCAAAUUAUAAGCUAAUUGGGUUUUCAAAGAUUGUUGCUUUUCACUGUAAGUUAUCAACAAGACCAAAAGAGUUUCCAUUGAUCAACUUUGCUCCAAAGAUACACUAUUUCCUUAUUUGGUGCAUCAUAAAGUGUAUCACUAUUUAAGUGAUUUUUUUUAAGUCAAAAUGGGCCUAUCAAGUCUUCCAGCACCAUCUGAAGGAGUGUUGUGCAUAAUACUAGUAAACACUGCCAUGUCAAUAUCCAUAUUCAAAGGGAUUAUUAAAACUAUCCUCCAUAUAAUUGGUAUCAUUGCUUCACCACCAUCAUCAUCCUCAACUUCAGAUGAUUCAUUUGAGUUCCAUCUCAGUCCUUCAGAUGAUUUCAUUGAAGAGUUCAGAAGCAUGACACCAACACUUAGGUUUGAGAGUGUGUGCAGUAGCUGCAAAGAGCCUGAACAUGAUUGUUCAGUGUGUCUCACUCAAUUUGAACCAGAAUCUGAGAUAAACUACUGUUUAUCUUGUGGACAUCUUUUCCAUAAAGUUUGUUUGGAGAAGUGGUUGGACUAUUGGAACAUUACAUGUCCACUUUGUAGGACUCCUUUGAUUCCUGAAGAUGAUGCUGCAUCUUGCUUUUCAUGAGCAAUGAUUAAAGUAUGCACAAGCUUCUUCAUGUACAGUGUAUAUAUUUGUGACAAUUUUGAUGUUACUAUGUAUGUGACUUUCUUUUUAGCCUUCUUAGUGCUUUGCCUUUUAUGAUGUAGAGUUAGUGGAGGGUUUUGUUUUGUUUACUCUGUUUUUUUUUUCUUUCUCUGUAUCUGAUGUUGCCAUAUAAAGACCAGUAUAUACUUUUUGGUUA
Vicia villosa (hairy vetch) is the source of this 1041-nucleotide messenger RNA. Its product is annotated as probable E3 ubiquitin-protein ligase XERICO. Lineage: Eukaryota; Viridiplantae; Streptophyta; Magnoliopsida; Fabales; Fabaceae. Gene Ontology annotation, molecular function: zinc ion binding. The record is from RefSeq and is a predicted model, not a curated record. Bases 372 to 824 code for a protein of 150 amino acids. The transcript has 3 exons.